Molecule: messenger RNA, 1578 nt
Organism: Phytophthora infestans T30-4
Lineage: Eukaryota; Oomycota; Peronosporomycetes; Peronosporales; Peronosporaceae
Exons: 1
Coding region: 67-1578 (503 amino acids)
Source: RefSeq, a predicted model, not a curated record
CACCGAAGUCAAGAAGAGAAGCGGAGCCCUCUUCCUCCCUAUUGCAUUCUCCCUACCGCGGCCUCCAUGGCAGACACACAGACGCUGGACUUGUUCGACGGCUUGCCGCUCGACUACAACUGUCUUGAGGGAAGUGGAGACACGUCCGCGGACACCUCCAUGAACGAUGGAGGCAGCAGUAUCGGCACCAAUGGAGCACCCCAUGCAGUCGGCUUCGCUGCGCCGAACGACCAAAUGCUGCUGGAUAGUGACGUGCCCGGCUCAUCGCCCACUAACAUGAUGGCGCCGAAGUCCGAAGGCGAGGACCUGCUCACGCCGCUCAGCUUCUCCUUCAACCCGAACGGGUCGACGGCUGUGGGGCAAAACUACCGUAUGGCGCCGCAGCACAAGCACAAACGAGUGCGCUCGAACCCAGACGUGCUGCAAGGCUUUGGCAUGGUCAAUAUGGCACCCAGCGUCAUCACGCCCCCUGUCAUGGGGGAAAACGGCAUGGGAUUUCCUCAGCAUCACAACAUCAUGCCCAUUAAUCCGGUCCAAAUGGCGCCGCAUGUCAAUUCCAUGCAGUUUGGGGGCACGGCAACACCGCAGGGAGAAUCAUUCCAAGAGAUGGACGAGUUCUUGAAGGAACUGUCGUGGUCGGAGCUCAACUCAGAACAGCAACAGCAGAUGCCUGUCAUGAAUGCGGCAACGACGAGUGGCAAUAGUGUCCCGGGCAGUGAGGCGUCGCCCGUGGCCUACCGCACUCAACGUAUCCAGGAAGGAGUGAACGAGCUUAAGAUGAAGCGUAAACGUCCAGUGAAUCAUCACUCGAGGCAUCACUCGAACCCUGUCGACUUGCUGCACAACUUGGACCAGUUUCGCGUGUUGGCGCAGCAGAACAAGGAGCAGCCGCCUAUGCAACAAAUACAUGCACAACAACAGGUGCAACAACAGCAGAACAUGAACCCGAACCAAGGAUAUCCCAAUCCGUUUGCCAGCUUCCAGGACCCUACGAACUUCCCUGCACCACCACAGCCGAACAUGCAGCAAUUUCAGUUCCAGGUACCACCUCAAGUUGCAAGUGGUACUGUGCACUCCCUGCAUGCGCGUCGGUCAUCCCUUGGUAGCAAUCUGCCACCGCGUGCAGCCGCUCGAAGGCGUGGUGCCAAUCGCUCGUCCGGUCUGUCCAUGGAUAUGUCCCAGAUGAAUUUGGGCUUUCUUUCGGUUCCAGAAGAGGCAAGCAUGGUUGAUCUGAACCCGCACCGGUCACCGCCGCGACGCAGCGCGAGCUCGUCUGCCUCCUCAUCGGCCCUAAAAAAGGUGAUCCUAGAUGACGCAAACCGGAAGCUGUACAAGUGUGGUCGCUGUGGUCAGCCAAAGGUGGGUCACAUCUGCACGAUGCCUGACCAACGCAACAAUUGGACGCAGGUAGACUUGGAGGUCACCAAGGGACUCAAGGUCAUGCGCAUUAACUGCCACAUAAUGCCCGUGAAGAGCAAGUGGGUUGCCCAGUGUGACGACCACAAGCCGCCGCAACUUGCUGCCAAGGGCGAAGUCAAGAGCGAGGAAGAAGUCGAGGCAGAACCGCUGGGGCUUUAA